AUGGCAGCAGAGACCCUCAACUUUGGGCCUGAGUGGCUGAGGGCCCUUUCUAGUGGUGGCAGUGUGGCCUCCCCACCCCCAUCCCCCGCCAUGCCCAAAUACAAGCUGGCCGACUAUCGCUACGGGCGAGAGGAGAUGCUGGCCCUCUAUGUCAAGGAGAGCAAGGUCCCCGAUGAGCUGCAAGACAAGGAGUUUGCUGCGGUGCUGCAGGAGGAGCCGCUGCAGCCCCUGGCGCUGGAGCCCCUGACUGAGGAGGAGCAGAGAAACUUCUCCCUGUCAGUGAACAGUGUGGCUGUGCUGAGGCUGAUGGGGAAAGGGGCUGGUCCCCCCCUAGGUGGCGCCUCCCGUGGCAGGGGCAGCACGCGGAGCCGAGGACGCGGCCGCGGUGACAGUUGCUUUUACCAAAGAAGCAUUGAAGAAGGCGAUGGGGCCUUUGGCCGAAACCCCCGGGAGAUCCAACGUAGCCAGAGUUGGGAUGACAGAAGUGAGAGGCGGUUUGAGAAGUCGGCCAGGAGGGAUGGAGCGCGAUCCGGGUUUGAUGAGGGAGGGGCUGGCCCGAGGAAGGAGCAUGCCCGCUCAGAUAGCGAGAACUGGCGUUCUCUCCGGGAGGAACAAGAGGAAGAGGAGGAGGGCAGCUGGAGACUUGGGGCAGGACCCCGGCGAGAUGGCGACCGCUGGCGCUCUGCCAGCCCUGAUGGCGGCCCCCGCUCUGCUGGCUGGCGGGAACAUGGGGACCGGCGUCGCAAGUUUGAAUUUGAUUUGCGAGGGGAUCGAGGAGGGUGUGGUGAAGAGGAGGGGAGGGGUGGGGCGGGCGGCUCUCACCUCCGGAGGUGCCGAGGGCCUGACGGCUUUGAUGACGACAAGGAUGGGCUCCCGGAGUGGUGUCUGGACGAUGAGGAUGAAGAAAUGGGCACCUUCGAUGCCUCCGGGGCCUUCUUGCCUCUCAAGAAGGGCCCCAAGGAGCCCAUUCCUGAGGAGCAGGAGCUCGAUUUCCAGGGUCUGGAGGAAGAGGAGGAAGAGCCUUCCGAAGGGCUAGAUGAGGAGGGGCCUGAGGCGGGUGGGAAAGAACUGACCCCACUGCCUCCUCAGGAGGAGAAGUCCAGCUCCCCAUCCCCACUGCCCAGCUUGGGCCCACUCUGGGGAGGCAACGGGGAAGGCGAUGAUGCUCUGGAGAAAGACCUGCCGGCAGCUGAAGACGAUAUGAGGGCAGUGCAGCUGAGUCCUGGGGUGGGUUCACCCCCUGGCCCACCUGGAGAUCUGGAAGAUGAUGAAGGCUUGAAGCACCUGCAGCAGGAGGCGGAGAAGCUCGUGGCCUCCCUGCAGGACAGCUCCCUGGAGGAGGAGCAGUUCACAGCUGCCAUCCAGGCCCAGGGCCUGCGCCACUCUGCAGCUGCCACCGCCCUCCCCCUCAGCCAUGGCGCGGCCCGGAAGUGGUUCUACAAGGACCCACAGGGGGAGAUCCAAGGCCCCUUCACGACACAGGAGAUGGCGGAGUGGUUCCAGGCGGGCUAUUUCUCCAUGGCCCUGCUUGUGAAGCGGGGCUGUGAUGAGGGCUUCCAGCCGUUGGGUGAGGUGAUCAAGAUGUGGGGUCGUGUGCCCUUUGCCCCUGGGCCCUCACCACCCCCACUGCUGGGAAACAUGGACCAGGAGCGGCUGAAGAAGCAGCAGGAGCUGGCGGCAGCCGCCUUGUAUCAGCAGCUGCAGCACCAGCAGUUUCUGCAGCUGGUCAGCAGCCGCCAGCUCCCGCAGUGUGCACUCCGGGAAAAGGCGGCUCUGGGGGACCUGCCGCCGCCGCCGCAGCAGCAGCUCACCGCGUUCCUGCAGCAGCUCCAAGCUCUCAAGCCCCCCAGGGGUGGGGACCAGAACUUGCUCCCGACGAUGAACCGGUCCCUGUCAGCGCCAGACUCGGGCCCCCUCUGGGACAUACAUACCUCAGCCUCAUCACAGUCAGGCGGUGAGGCCAGUCUUUGGGACAUACCAAUUAACUCUUCGACUCAGGGUCCAAUUCUAGAACAACUCCAGCUGCAGCAUAAAUUCCAGGAGCGCAGAGAAGUGGAGCUCAGGGCGAAGCGGGAGGAGGAGGAGCGCAAGCGCCGAGAGGAGAAGCGCCGCCAGCAGCAGCAGCAGGAGGAGCAGAAGCGGCGGCAGGAGGAAGAGGAGCUGUUUCGGCGCAAGCAGGUGGGGGCCCGGCCGAGCGCACGUCCUGCCUGGCAGGCGGUGGCUGCCGUCCCUGUGCCUCCUGCGCCCAGUUCCCCGCCCCCGCUGUGGGCCGGCCUGGCCAAGCAGGGCCUGUCGAUGAAGACGCUGCUGGAGCUGCAGCUGGAGGGCGAGCGGCAGAUGCAUAAGCAGCCCCCGCCUCGGGAGCCUUCGCGGGCCCAGGCUCCCAACCACCGCGUGCAGCUCGGGGGCCUGGGCGCCACCCCCCUGAACCAGUGGGUGUCUGAGGCUGGGCCGCUGUGGGGCGGGCCCGACAAGAGUGGGGGCAGCAGCAGCCUGGGGCUCUGGGAGGACACCCUCAAGAGCAGCGGGAGCCUGGCCCGCAGCCUGGGCCUGAAGAACAGCCGCAGCAGCCCCUCUCUCAGCGACUCGUACAGCCACUUGUCGGGUCGGCCUGUGCGCAAAAAGACGGAGGAGGAAGAGAAGCUGCUGAAGCUGCUCCAGGGCAUCCCCCGGCCCCAGGAUGGCUUCACCCAGUGGUGUGAGCAGAUGCUGCACACACUGAGCACCACGGGCAGCCUGGACGUGCCCAUGGCUGUAGCGAUCCUCAAGGAGGUGGAAUCCCCCUACGACGUCCAUGACUAUAUCCGUUCCUGCCUGGGGGACACGCUGGAAGCCAAAGAAUUUGCCAAACAAUUCCUGGAGCGGAGGGCCAAGCAGAAGGCCAGCCAGCAGCGGCAGCAGCAGCAGGAGGCUUGGCUGAGCAGUGGCUCCCUGCAGACAGCCUUUCAGACCAACCACAGCACCAAACUCGGCUCUGGGGAGGGCAGCAAGGCCAAGAGGCGGGCACUGAUGCUGCACUCGGACCCCAGCAUCUUGGGGUACUCCCUGCAUGGACCUUCUGGUGAGAUCGAGAGCGUGGAUGACUACUGA
Messenger RNA from Lipotes vexillifer (Yangtze River dolphin), 3090 nucleotides. RefSeq names its product GRB10 interacting GYF protein 1 (gene GIGYF1). The record is from RefSeq and is a predicted model, not a curated record. Gene Ontology annotation, biological process: insulin-like growth factor receptor signaling pathway. The transcript has 24 exons. Lineage: Eukaryota; Metazoa; Chordata; Mammalia; Artiodactyla; Lipotidae. Gene Ontology annotation, cellular component: cytosol. Gene Ontology annotation, molecular function: protein binding. The coding region runs from base 1 to 3090 and encodes 1029 amino acids.